GCGGCUCCCUUGUAAAGGAAAACGCUGAGUUCAUUUUCUGAGCGGUUGCUUUGCUUUGUAGUUUGACCAAAACUAGACUCUUGAGUUUUUUGGUGACCUGCAGAGGGGAACUACAAACCUUCUGUGACUGCUAACACGGGUAGGAAGUAGGCGGGUUCUUGAGGCAGAGGGGGAAGCCCUGCUGCUCUUCCAUUGGUUUUAACUGCUUCCACAUUAUGGUUUAAAUGUCUGGCGGUGAGGUUGCACAGUGCAAGUAGUUUCCUAAAAACCGACAACAUGGUGACGAAGAGGAUCCGCUCGGAGUACAUGAAGAAGUUCAAAGACCCCAAAUGGGAGACUUACACUAAAUGCUACGAGGAGAUGCUGAAGUACCGGCUGACCCGCAGGCUGCUGGAGCACACACACAACCCCUGGUUCUGGAGUGGCUCCGACACUGAUUCAGACUCCGGAGGACGAAGCCCGGCCACUCCUCCUCCACCUCCUCCACCCAGCAAGAACCAGGUAGGGGCCGAGGAGCUAGAGGAGUGUGAGGGGGCGAGGAAGGAGCAGCAGACCUCCACCACAGGCCCUGUACCCAGGCUCCCUGUCCAAGAAGAGGAGGAGAACAAGAACGGAUCUGCAGGCCAGGGCUCUCAGCAUGAUGGUGCCGAGGAGACAAGAGUGCUACAGGAGGAGAGGGAGGAGCAGAGAGCCAGCAGCCAAGGCAGCAAACCAUUAACAGCUCCUCACAGAGACAAAGUGAAAGACACUGGAGGACCCCAACCACAGCAGAGUAAACCCUCCAAAUCCACAAGACAGACUUGGCGCUCCCAGCGGGUCAGGCCUGCACCAUCACGGCAGCCCAGGGACGACAGUAAGGAGAGCAGACAUCCUUUUGCUCUGUACGGCUCAGGGGAGAAGGAUGCAGACAUGGCAAGCAGGAAGACGCACAAUGUUGGCCCUGCAGCUUCGACUAAAGAGAUCCACGAAUCGGCUUUGCGUGCUAAGACCAGGCGGGAGGUGGAGCGUCAGAUCCAGACCCAGCGAAGUGAGCGCCGGAGAGCUAAGUCUGCUGACCCGGACAAGGCCAGGAAGCUGGUUCAACCCGAGUACAACCCCUGGCUCACUGAGUACAUGCGCUGCUUCUCUGCUCGCUCCCGAUAGGACACAUACAGUAAAAACAACAGGAUAAUUCUAGACAAAUGUACAAAUAUAAAGCCGUCAUUGCCUCUCAAACACUUACAGAUGUAGAGUGCGGUGUGGAUUUAUACAAAGGCUCCUAAAUGUGUAUAAUAUUCUCCCAUUCAGGAUGCAAACUGACAAAAUCUUGAACAUUGAACUUCACUGUGUGGCUUAUAUUCUCUCAGAUGUGUACUGUCACAUUUUUAUAUACAUCAGUUUUAAUAAAUACAGUACAGUAAGAAACAUUUUAAAGAACAGAAGAUAUUCUUGAAAGAAACUAUAGUAAAUGAAUACAUCUAUAAUGUGCAAAUAUAUAAAGAAUCCAAAAUGAAUUUUACAGCCAUACUUUGAUGCAGACCCUUUAAACACAUGCUGUAUAUGACGUGUCCAUAUUUUUAUACGGAGAUAUCAAACCACAGUGGAGGCACAGUGUCUGACUAGAUGAAGUCCUGCCGUUAAAACACUGCAGAUGUAAAAUGAACAGUUAUGGAAACAAACACACAGUCACAUUAUUUGUAUUCUAACUUAUUGUGUAAAAUGGCUUCAGCGGCUAAGUUUUUCCUCAAAUUUUUGCCGCUUUCGAUGUUUCUAGGCAUUUUCUUUUCUUAGUACAGUGCAAAGUAUUUAUCAACACAGAAAUAUGCCUAAUAGUGUUACAGCUUUAGAUUUUUAGGUUACUUACUGCCGUGAAGUGGUUCUCAUUUGUGUAAUGCUUGAUGGAUUGAUCCUAUGGGAUUUGGUUUAGAUAGUUAAUCACUCUGUACUGACGGUCGAAAUCACACUUGUGUGUUGUGGCACUUGCAUUUCCUAAUGAGCUCAUGAACACUUUGACAUGUAGUUGAUGAUUUGUAGUCAAUAUAAUGGUUUUAUAUUCAACCGCCAGAUGCUAACUAUGUACUUUAAAGCCACUGGAUGAAUGUGAGCAGUGUGUUUCUGUGGAUACUGUAGUAUUUGUUUUAUACAUCUAGUGGUUGUGGGACAUUUCUCAUCAGAAAAAAGUGUAAUAUUAAAAACGACAUACAUGUAGUUUAGAUCACUUUCAAAGAAGAACAAUCAAAUGUUUGUCGAGGCCAAACUUCACACUGAAUCAGCUUUAGAGCCAAAAAGAGGACAUUAAAUGAUGCUGAAAUAACCUGUAGUCAGAAAUAACUAAGUAUGUUUUACCAAUUUACUGUUUAGUUAUGACCAAAUCAAAACUGCACUUUCAUAAAUUGUCACCUUUCUGAAAUAAUAUCUGUACAAAAUUAACUCAAAGCUAAUUUACGUAAUUUAUAUGUGAAUGUAGUGAACAUCAGAUAUUUGUACUCACGUAAGAAAAAUGUGACCUUUUGCAUUAGAGAUUGGAUCUCCUCAUUGCUAUAAAAAUCAGUUCUAGUAACCAUAACAUCAGCUAUGUGCCAUAAAGACAAGCAUUUUUUUUCCUUAGCAGCCAUUGUUAGAUUGUUAUUGUUGUGAAUAUUUUUCAGAAAAAGAAGAGAGGGCAGGAGGCUUGUGCUUUACAUUUAGACUUUUAAUGGCUUUUAAAAAAAGUGUUUUAUAGCAAAUUUAGGUUCAGUGUUGCAUUAAAUUUUCUUUUUGUAAAGUUUUUCAAUGUUUUAAGUUAUACUGCAAUAUAGCUUUGUGCAAUAUUCUAAUGUAAAUGACUGCAUUUGAGCCAGUGUGUUUUUAUAAUGUAGUAAACUUUGACAAUCUCAGAGAUCAGGAACCAAACAGGGUAGUUAUUACUUCACCUAAUUCUUUGUUAGUGUGUUAAUGAGACCAAACUUUAUAGUGGAGUUACUGUUUAUAAUGUAGAGACAUUUUACCUAUACUUUCCACAUGUUUUUGUAGAUGUACUUGGUCAUGUGCAACAGAAAUCCACCAAGACAAAAUAUUCAUUCGGUCCAGGAUGGUGUCAGAAUGUAGAAUGAACCAGAAUGUUUAAUCAGUAAGGAGGAACAAGUGGAGAUUUUGACCAAUGAAGCACCAGAAGUGCUGAAGCUUGACGGUAGUCUGUUUUAAAGAAAAAGGAAAUAAAGUACUAGAUUUCAUUCAUGAGUCUCCCUCAUUUCAAACAACUAAUAAAAUCUUAAAGACUUAAAGAAUGUAAACAACUUGAAUACUGUAAAACUGCCUAAAUUGUCACAUUUUCAUGUUUACAUAUGAGGCUUUUAAUAUAAUCCAUGUACAUAACUGAUGCUUUAGAAGAUUUGUUUGGCUUAAAUGAUAAAGCUUAUAAUAAAGCAUUUAAUAAAUCA
This is a messenger RNA of Acanthochromis polyacanthus (spiny chromis), 3398 nucleotides long. It is a transcript of the gene ccsapb, whose product is annotated as centriole, cilia and spindle-associated protein b. Gene Ontology annotation, cellular component: cytoskeleton; ciliary transition zone; centriole. The record is from RefSeq and is a predicted model, not a curated record. NCBI's taxonomy places the organism in Eukaryota, Metazoa, Chordata, Actinopteri, Pomacentridae. Gene Ontology annotation, biological process: regulation of mitotic spindle assembly. The transcript is spliced from 5 exons. The coding region runs from base 277 to 1143 and encodes 288 amino acids. Gene Ontology annotation, molecular function: microtubule binding.